Anas platyrhynchos (mallard) is the source of this 5807-nucleotide messenger RNA. RefSeq names its product septin 5 (gene SEPTIN5). Lineage: Eukaryota; Metazoa; Chordata; Aves; Anseriformes; Anatidae. The record is from RefSeq and is a predicted model, not a curated record. Gene Ontology annotation, molecular function: GTP binding.
UGUAAAGUCACUGCAGCGGGCAGGAAAUCGCUGCCUUUCCAAAGUCUGGUAAAGGUUGGUGCAGGUCUCUUACCUGCUCCUGAAGCACAGCUUGGCUGCACGAGAGGUGCAAGGGGCAGGGCACUGUGUAUCUGUGCCGCUCGCUGCUCCGUGCGCUGCAAGGCACGGGCUGUUAUUGUGCACCUGGGUUGUGCUUGUGUUUCACCAGGAACCAGAGCAGCCAGAAAGGAUGGAAGGGGGACGUUUUAUCUUGUUUUCUUGAUCUUGCUGUUAACACGUUUCUCACCCUGCCUUGCAUACCUCGUGUCCUCCCUUUGCAGAGCCUUUUGGGUGGCCGUGCAGAGUCUCCAGGCAGAUGUUGCUUUCCGGCAAGUGGCUGCCAUCACCUUUCAUCCUGGGGCCUCACUGCUUGCUGCACUGCUGCUGUGGGAUGCUAAUGUGGGCACUCUCUAAUUCUCUAAUUUGUCAGGGCUAAAGAGACCAAUUCUGAGACCCAAACCAACAGUGAAUUUCUAGAAGGCAGUGACAGUGUCUGUCCUGCCUGAGUGCUACACAGGAAGAGCUGAGAGCCAGCACUGCCCUAAGCUUGACACGCAGGGCAGUGACCUAUGUGAGUGUGUGCCCAGGAAUGGAGCCAGGGAACCUGGGGAACCUGGGGAACCUUCCCCACCGUGCCUGGAGAACCAGUGCCAGAGAGCCGCAGGGAGGGUGGCUGGGUGGUGUCUGACCGGGUGGGAGCCAGGGCUGGUUCUGAGGAACUCCUGGCUCCGGAGAUUUGCCUGUGGUGUGAAUCCCAGGGUGUAUUUAUCCUAAGUGAUGUUGUCUGGGAUGUCUUUAGCUUAGGCAUUUGGGUCUAGCUUGGAAAUUAUGUGAGAAGGGAGGUGUUUGCCAGGGUCUGUGCCCACCCUUCAGCUUCGGCAGGCCCUGGGGAGGGGAACACAUUGCUGCGGGGGGAGCAGGCUGCGAAACCCUGGGGCCGCUCAGGUGGAGCUGGCUGGAGCCGUGCAGCCCGCAGCUACCUGCAGCCACCCGAGCUGUGGGCGGAGGACUGUGUGCUGAGCCCAGUGGGGAGAGUAGCUGGAGCAGGGCUGUGAACCCCACGAACGAGCUGUGUUCACCUUUGGGGUGCACCCCGGGACACGGCACAGGCUGUUUGCUGCUGGCCGCAGGAUGUUGCUGUGUGCAGGAGGUGCCGCUGGACGUGCUGCUCCUUGAGUGCGCUUGGACCAUGAGAAGCAGUACGUGGGCUUUGCCACUCUGCCCAACCAGGUCCACAGGAAAUCCGUGAAGAAAGGUUUCGACUUCACCCUGAUGGUUGCAGGAGAGUCGGGUCUGGGCAAAUCCACGCUGGUGAACAGCCUGUUCCUGACGGACCUCUACAAAGACAGAAAGCUCCUCAAUGCGGAGGAGAGAAUCAACCAGACAGUGGAGAUUGUCAAGCAUACGGUGGACAUAGAGGAGAAGGGCGUCAAGCUGAAGCUGACCAUAGUGGACACACCAGGCUUUGGAGAUGCUGUUAACAACACUGAGUGCUGGAAGCCCAUCACCGACUACAUCGACCAGCAGUUUGAACAGUAUUUCCGUGAUGAGAGCGGCCUGAACAGGAAGAACAUCCAGGACAACCGAGUACACUGCUGCCUCUACUUCAUCUCGCCCUUCGGGCACGGGCUGAGGCCUGUGGAUGUCGAGUUCAUGAAGGCUCUGCAUGAGAAGGUCAACAUUGUGCCGCUCAUUGCCAAGGCUGACUGCCUGAUCCCCUCUGAGAUCCGGAAGCUAAAAGAGAGGAUCCGGGAAGAGAUUGAGAAAUUUGGCAUUAAAGUAUACCAGUUUCCUGAGUGUGACUCUGAUGAAGAUGAGGAGUUCAAGCAGCAAGAUAGAGAGCUGAAGGAGAGUGCUCCCUUUGCUGUCAUCGGCAGUAACACAGUGGUGGAGGCAAAAGGCCAGCGAGUCCGUGGACGGCUGUACCCGUGGGGCAUUGUGGAAGUGGAAAAUCAGGCGCACUGCGACUUUGUGAAGCUGCGGAACAUGCUGAUCCGGACACACAUGCACGACCUGAAGGAUGUCACUUGCGAUGUCCAUUAUGAGAACUACCGAGCCCAGUGCAUCCAGCAAAUGACCAGCAAGCUGACUCAGGACAACAGGAUAGAAAGCCCCAUUCCUAUCCUGCCUCUCCCAACACCAGACACUGAGACAGAGAAGCUGAUCAAAAUGAAGGACGAGGAGCUGCGGCGGAUGCAAGAAAUGCUGCAGAAGAUGCAGCAGCAGAUGCAGGAUCAGUGAGAUGCGGGUACCUGGAGGGCAAAGGGAACCCCUCAGCGACCAACCGAAGCCUGGCAAGAGCUGUGGACGUUUAAAAAGAGGUUUCCUGUUGUAUAAAGACUUGUGGGCAAGAGCUGCACCCGCAACUUCUAAUUUAUUAGCAGCAGCGCUGGCUUUGCGGUCAGCUGGGUUGUGGAGAAGGCUGUUCACUUAACUGUUUACUGAUGUGUAUUUCUUUUUUUAUUAUUCUUUCUUUUCUUUUUUUCUCGUUUUGUUUUUUCAAAAGGAACUAGCCUGGGAAGUCUCUAAGGCAUCCUAAAAAGGGGGGAAAAAAGGAAAAGAAACAGAUCUCCCUUUCCCAUGUACUAAUCUCUUGUUUGGGAAUGCUCUGGUAUUUAAAGUCCUGGUUUCUCUGGUGUACGAACUUGAAGAAUAUCUGUGUCGAUGCACGUAGAUGUUUACUCCCACCUGAGGUGCUGUGCCCCCUUCCCCACUCCCCUUGUCCAGGGCCAGCACAAGCGUUGUAAAGGCAGACCUUCCCUCCUGGGAGUUCAACCUGCUCCGCCAGGGGCCAGAUGUGGACCGGAGAGUAGGGACUGGGGGGUUCUUUGUGCACUGACCUGCCUGGGGGCCCGCUGCUUGUCUGGUUUCCUGCCCAGGUAAUUUGGUUUGUCUUUGGUUGAUGGUUGGUUGGCCGGGUUUGUUUUUCCUACGAACUCCAGAACUUUGCACUGAGUGGCAGGGAGCUGAGUCUGUCAAAGGGCUGGUUAGACGAAAACAGCUUCCGCUGCCCUCAGGUGUGUCUUUGUGGCAGAGAGGAUGAGUUACUGAGGAUUACCAGCAAUGAUGGGAGCGAACACCUCCCCAGCCUGCCAGCCGUGCUCUCCUCCCAAGGCAGGCUGGAGGGGCUGACAGAAGCACGACAGCGGGGCGCUGCGGUGGCUGGGGGAGGCUCUCUCAUGGUUUAGCUCUGGUUGCUCUGAGCUUCUCCCGAGGAAAGGGGCAGUUUCUGAAGGCUCGUACCAGAGGUCUGCAAGCUGCCCGGCCAGGCAGACCGCUGCAGGGAGCCCGGAGUGACAGGGGGGGCUUGGAGAGCUGCUGUGGGUCAGUGUGGCAGGUACAGGAGCGUCACUGCGCUGAGCACAGCCCAGCAGACUUGGCGCUUCCUCCCCUGCCCUUCCCCUGAGCCUUGGCCCUUCUUCCCCACCCCAGUCCCCCUCUCUUCCUGUCUCAGUGCUGGGAAAGCUGGUGGAUCUGCUGGGCAGAGAUAAGAGCGCUUUUUUUGUAGCGGCUUCUGUCCUGUUUCUGCUUCCUGCAGUAUUUUUAACUUCCAGUCCAGCCAGACGAGAGCCCUGGAGCGUGAUGUGCCUGACAGGGCAGGACUCACCAGCAACGCUGCCGUGUGUGCAGAGCAUCAGGGGCUGCUGGAGUGAGAGACAUUUGGCUCUUCCCUCCAGCUCCACGGAGUGCUGCCAUGGGCUGGACCCUUCUGCUCCUUUGGCUGCCAGCCCAAUUUCCCUGUCUCUCUUCCCCAUUUGUAUCAGCUGCUCCAUCUCAGGCUUUUCCCAGCAGAUCUCCCUGGGCAGGAGGCAGCAUGGGCCAGGAAUAGCCAAGCCCUAAACUGUUGUUAGGUGCUGCGUUUAUCUGACUCCCCCUGUGGGGCUUUAGAGCCCUGAUCAGGGCUUGUCCAGGAGGUGCAGAGGCUGGCUGGGUCAGGUCAUUCUCUGUACAGAACCUCUGUUCAACUAGAACAUGGGCUGUAGGGGCAGGGGAGGCACCCCGACACUGUGCAAAGACAAAGCAAGACAAAGCCCACUGACAGAAACGUGCCAGCUGGGCAAGAGCAGCGCCCAAGGCAAACCUCUCCCAAGUGCCCUUCUGCUGCCUCGGAGGGGUGAGAGGUGGGGCAGGGGCACUGGGGAUGAGCUCAGCAGGGCAGGGGUUGAACGCAGCUGUUCUGUCCCAACAAUGUUUUUUUUCUUUCCUUCUCCCCUGUAUUAGGCUCAUAAGCGACAUUGGGCAGUGCCAGCCUAGGAGAAGGAAAGGGCUCAGCCUGUCUUCAGUAACAUGCCAGGGCCAGGUGCUUAAGGAGGAAUUACAGCCCUGCUUUCUGCAAUGCGUUUGCCUGAGCAAUGGAGUAGCCUGAGGUAGGAGCUUCCUCCAGGUUUCCUGGAGCUGGUUUGCUGGAAGCGGGAGGACUGCUGAGGUCUCAGCUUCAUCCAUGGUAGUGUACCUGGAAACACCUUGCAGUACCUGUCCCCUCUCAUUUCUUACAUGAGUUUUGUCUGUUAGGAGAAUGUUCUGUUGCAAAUGAGCAAAUUUCAGCUAAAGAUGUUCCUCUUUCAGACAGAUUCGUUCCCAGAAAAAAAAAAAAGCAGACCUUUACCCUGUAGCAUGGACGUAAGAGGGCAGACAGCUUUUAUCCUGUGCUGCGUGCUGGUGAGAGCACAGGGUACUGUGGUCACAGGCAGACAGGAUUGCUGAGCGUGUAUCUGCCUUGUCCCUCUGGGUGAGGAAGUCUCCAUCAGCUCAGUGCACAUGGCUUCUAGAUCAAGUUGAUAGCGUCAGCUCUGUUCUUUACAGAGACGAAGUCUUCAACUACCAGCUGUAGAUGGCUUGAGCUGCACUUAUUCAGAAUGCACAGGAGUGAGGCACCAGAGACAGCUUCUACAGAGGGCAGGGGUGCUGCUGAAAUCCACAUCCCUGUGUCAGAGGUUCCCUGCCCAGGGCAUCAGAGUUGAGGGCUGCCUGGCAAGCAAUUAGGGACUGACUUUUUGGGGCACCAGGGAUCCGGACUCUGGCCUGGAAGGUGACAACAGUUUAUAAGAGGAUGAAUGUUUUGUGUUGUUGCAUUGAGCUGUACAGUAAGCCAAGAAGAGACUCCCAAAUAAAUGCAGCUCAGCCGUUGGGCUUUGGCAGUGAGAAGUGGGGAUAGGCAGGUGAUCUGACACCUCCCCUCACACAAACCCUCCGCAGUCUCAGGUGCGACCCCUGCGCUCCCAGGCCCAUUCUCAUGCCUCUGCCAAGCCGUGCCCUGCCAAGCUGGGUGCAGCAGGGGCUGCGUCCCACCCCACAGAGCUGUCUGUCCCGGGCUGCAGCUGGGGUUGUUGGUAGGUCUCAGACCUUGUGCCUGACUAGGGAGGGAGCCGUGGCGUGAACUCCGUGUGUGCUGCUGCUGUGCUGGUCCUGCCUGUGUGGAGCUUCCUGCUGCCUCCCCGCAUGCCUCCCCCCAGAGGAGGGGGUCCCACGUUUCGUGCUGUGCAAUGGCGUUCCCUGCGCUUCCUCACAACCCCAGCUGUGCUCUAACACUGGCUUGCUCCUGCCAUGUGACUUCCUCACCCCCCCGCUCCAUUCCUAAGCUCUUCGUUUCCCAUCUGUCUGUUGGGUUAUUAUAAUAUAUAUUUUUUGUAAAUUUCUGUUGGAACAUUUUGUCAUUGUGAACAAAGAAAAAUGAAACCUUUUAAAACAUAUCCAUUUUAUUAAAUGAUUAUUAUUGUUAUUAUUAUUAAUAAUGUUUACUACCUGAAUUGAUCAGUGAAAUAAAUACA